Clupea harengus (Atlantic herring) is the source of this 7619-nucleotide messenger RNA. RefSeq names its product EPH receptor A10 (gene epha10). Gene Ontology annotation, cellular component: dendrite; plasma membrane. Gene Ontology annotation, molecular function: ATP binding; transmembrane-ephrin receptor activity; protein binding. The record is from RefSeq and is a predicted model, not a curated record. Lineage: Eukaryota; Metazoa; Chordata; Actinopteri; Clupeiformes; Clupeidae. Gene Ontology annotation, biological process: protein phosphorylation; axon guidance; ephrin receptor signaling pathway.
CAGGCAGCAGCACACCUGGCAUUGCGAUUGAAGUGAACGACUUUUGAUAGGCGACCUUCUCAUACCCUCGUUUCGAAAUCUUACUUCAUUGCACUUUGAUGAUGUCAAUCUAAUUCCUAACACCCUCCCCCGAGAUACCAAAUAAGGCGCGUAGCGGCGCUACAGCGCACUCGCGCGAACGGCUCGCUCUCCUCACUGGUGUGAGUGUGUGUGUCAAGCGCGAGUGGCAGAGACAUGCCAAGAGCAUCGCGAACCUGGCCAGUCAAAUAUGGAGCUUUUUAAAACGAUAAUUUUGGUGCUUUGGAUAUUAUUGCUUACACGACAAAGGGACUGUGACGCCGAAGAAGUUGUCUUGCUGAAUUCUAAAGAGUCCCAGGCUGAGCUGGGCUGGACUUCAUACCCUUCAAAUGGAUGGGAGGAGAUCAGUGGCGUAGAUGAGAAGUACAAGCCCAUCCGCACGUACCAGGUGUGCAACGUGAUGGAGGCGUCGCAGAACAACUGGCUGCAGACGGGUUGGAUCUGGCGCCGCGGCGGCCAGCGCAUCUUCGUGGAGCUUCAGUUCACGCUGCGCGACUGCAACUCCAUCCCCGGCGUGGCGGGCGGCACCUGCAAGGAGACCUUCAACCUGCUCUACGCCGAGUCGGACUGGGACCUGGGCAGGGUGGCGCGCGAGGACCGCUACACCAAGGUGGACACCAUCGCCGCCGACGAGAGUUUCACUCAGGGCGACCUGGGCGAGCGCAAGAUGAAGCUCAACACGGAGGUGCGCGAGAUCGGCCACCUCAACCGCAAGGGCUUCCACCUGGCCUUCCAGGACGUGGGCGCGUGCGUGGCGCUGGUGUCCGUGCGCGUCUACUACAAGCGCUGCCGCGGCACCGUGCAGAACCUGGCCGUCUUCCCCGACACGGUGGCUGAGGCCGCCUUCGCCACCCUGGUGGAGGUCGGCGCCUGCGUCAACAACUCGGAGGUGGACAUGGACAGCCCGCCCAGAAUGCACUGCAGCGCCGAGGGGGAGUGGCUCGUGCCCAUCGGCAAGUGCAGCUGCAGCGCCGGCUUUGAGGAGGGCCACAGUAGCUGCGAACCGUGCCCACCGGGCUCCUACAAGAUGUCGUCGAGGCAGCAGGAGUGUUUCCCGUGCCCAGCGCACAGCGUCGCCGAAGAGGAGGGCUCCGUGGUGUGUGUGUGCGAGGAGGACCACUUCCGCACGCCGUUGGACAGCCCCUCAGCACCCUGCACACGGCCCCCCUCUCCACCAAGGAACCUGGUCUACACCCUCAAGCAGUCCACCCUCAUCCUGGACUGGGCCCCCCCCAGUGACACGGGUGGCCGGGGCGACCUCACCUACAGCGUGGGCUGCAGGCGCUGUGUGCGCGUGGCGUCGGUGGCGGCGCUGCUCUCCGGCGGCACGGACACUCGGUGCGAGCCGUGCGGCCCCAGCGUCGGCUUCGUGCCCCAGCAGAGCGGCCUGACGGAGCGCACGGUCACCGUGGUCAACCUGCUGCCCAACGCCAACUACACCUUCACCGUGGAGGCCCUGAACGGCGUCUCGGAGCUGCUGCCCAACAAGCGCUUCUACACGCAGGUCAACGUCUCCACCAGCCUGGCAGGACCCUCUAUGGUGAGCGAGCUGCGGGCAGAGAAGAUUGAGCAGCGCAGUGUGACGUUGCUGUGGAGAGAGCCCAUCUAUCCCAACCGCAGCCGCACUGAGUACGAGAUCAAGUAUUACGAGAAGGAGCAGAAGGACCAGCGCUACUCCACAGUGAAGACGGCGGCUACUCGUGUCAGCGUCAACAACCUCAAGCCGGGCACCACCUAUGUCUUCCUCAUCCGCACCUCCUCAUCCCCAGUCACCUCCUCCAGCUCCUCCUCGUCCUCCUCCUCGCUGGCCUCCUCUCCACUCUCCUCCUCCUCUUCUUCAUCUUCCUCCUCCUCUGCCUCCUCGUCGUCGGCUUCAUCUUCCUCUCUGUCGUCUUCAUCCCCCUCGCCGUUGGACUAUGGGGCCUACAGUGUGCCCCUGGAGCUCCAUACGCUGGGAGAGUUGGCCCUAGCGUCCAGCGAGCAGAACCCAGUGGUGAUAAUUGUGGUGGUGUCUGUGGCUGCUCUCAUCAUGCUCCUGUCUCUGGGUGUCGGGCUGCUCAUCUGGAGGAGUGGCCUCUCCAGCUCCUCCAGUGGAGCCCCGGCUGGCGUGGUCCUGCUCUCCACCUCCUUCUCUGCUCCCUCUCCUCUUCUCCCUCCUCCUCCUCUCACUCCUCUUCUAUGUCCCAUCACGCAGCUGUCUCCCAGACAAUGUGGCUACAGCAAGGCCAGCCAGGAGGGAGACGAGGAGCUUUACUUUCAGUUCAAGAUCCCCACCAGACGCACGUACAUCGACCCUGAGACCUGUGAGGACCUGGUUCAGGCUGUGCACGCCUUCGCCAAGGAGCUUGACAACUCCAGCAUCAAGAUCGAGAGGAUCAUUCAUACUGGUGACUUUGGGGAGGUGUGUUGUGGCUGCCUGAAGCUGCCUAGCAAGCGAGAGCUGCCGGUGGCCAUCAAGACGUUGCGCGCCGGCUGCUCGGAGAAACAGCGGCGCUCCUUCCUGUCUGAGGCCGCCAUCCUGGGCCAGUUCGACCACUCCAACAUCGUCCGUCUGGAGGGGGUCAUCACCAGAGGGAACACCAUGAUGAUCGUUGUGGAGAGCAUGUGCAAUGGGGCUCUGGACUCCUUCCUUCGGAAACACGAGGGUCAGCUGAGUAUGCUGCAGCUGGUGGACCUGCUGGGCGGGGUGGCCUCGGGCAUGAAGUACCUGACAGAGAUGGGGUUCAUCCACCGCCGGCUCGCCGCUCACAAGGUGCUGGUCAACAGCAGCCUGGUCUGCAAGGUGUCCGGCUUCCGGCCCCUGCAGGACGAGAAGAUCGAAGCAGUGUACACCACGCUUCAUGGUGGUAAGAGUGUGGUGCUGUGGAGUGCUCCUGAGGCCAUCCAGUACCACCGCUACAGCUCCGCCUCUGAUGUCUGGAGCUUCGGCAUCGUCAUGUGGGAGGUCAUGUCCUUCGGGGAGCGACCCUACUGGGACAUGGGCAAUGAGGACGUGAUCAAAGCCAUCGAGGACGGCUUCCGGCUGCCGGCUCCGGUGAGCUGCCCGACGCCGCUGCACCAGCUGAUGCUGGACUGCUGGCAGAAGGAGCGCAGCGAGCGACCCAGCUUCAGCCAGAUCCACAGCGCCAUCAGCAAGAGCAUCCGCACGCCCGACGCCAUCGGCUCCUCCACACUGGCACGCAGGACCCUGAGCUCGUCCAUCUCUCUGGCGGAGAGGAGCUGCACACUGCCCUCCUUCCCCUCCUUCAGCUCGGUGGGCGAGUGGCUGGAGGCCGUGGACAUGGGCCGCUACAAGGACAACUUCACCGCCGCCGGAUACUGCUACCUGGAGUCUGUGGCCCGCAUGACUGUCCAGGAUGUGAUGAGUCUGGGCAUCACCUCGCUGGACCACCAGAAACAGAUCCUUUCAGCCAUCCAGUCUCUGAGAGCCCAGGUCAUCCAGAUGCACGGCCGCGGCGUGCAGGUCUAACACACACCCUCUCACACGCACACACAUAUUCCACACGCCCAUCAAACACACGAGACAUGCACCACACACUCAAGACACACACCGAUGGGCCUGAAAGGGGUUCGGAUGUCUGACGGGAGCCCAGCGAGAGAAACCAGAGAUGUGUCUGUUCCCAUGGGAACCGGAGUGUGACGCCCCCCCUACGCCAGGAGCCACGCCCAGAGAUGUGGAGAGCGGACGGGGGGGGGGGUGGAGUUGGGGCGGAUGAGCGUGUUGGACCAGCAGAGGCACUGCAGCACUGCGAGCACUCUUCUCCUUGUAUCCCUCUUUUCCUGUUUUUUUUUUUCUUUCAUCCCUUCUUCUUUCCUCCCUCUCCAUCGUUGGUUGUACACUUAGACCCAGGCAGGCUUCUUAGUCUGUCAUGUGACCUAUGUGCACCCCUUCUCUCUAAUAGGUCAGAGACCAUGUGACCUCACCACACUGAACUGAACCUGCACUCCUCUCUUUCGCAAGUUGUGUGGGUGGGGGGGGGGGAGGAGGUGCCUCACAGUGAUUGGUUGACCACCUCUCUCUGCUUUUACACUGGACUCCGAUUGGAGGAAUAAACUGUUAAGCAGCAUCCGCCCACCCGGAACUAAGUGGAGACAGCAGCUAGCCACCCGCCUCGGAACAGAAUCUGCUCUAACGCUGAAGUGUUCUCACCAUCUCUGACCUGAGAACAGGUGCCAAAAACACCCCAAGGAUCACCUCUUUUACACACCCUGACCUCUACUCUAAUGACGGUUGACUUUGAAGGGUAGAUAUGCUGUUCAGUCAAUGAAACCAAGAGGCUGGGCCACCAUGCUGCACCUUUAGGAGAAAAAGACAGUAUUAGGGAUACAAAAUGUCUGAACUUUAUAGUGAUUUUUCAAUGAUAUAUAUAUCCAAAAGGGGUUUCUCUGUGUUCUUGUCCGUUUGCCUGUCCUGAAAGAGUGUGUCAUUUUUUGUUACACCGAUAGCUUUUCUGUUGUGUUUUUUGUGAACUAUCCUAUUCUUUUGUUGACUGCUACACCUUCUCCUCUCCAUUCACGGUUCUUACUAACUGCGUGGCCAGAUGCGUGGCCAGUUUCUCCCCCUCCCGACUCGCUUUGGGGAUGUUGCACUGUAAAGAAGGAAGGGUCAUGUCCAAAAGUGAGCAUAUAUAUCAUAUUUACUCAAAUAUUUAUUUAUUUGUUUACAAAAAUGUUGUUUGUUUGGUUCAGGGCCGGCCCUAGCCUUUCUUGGGCCCUAGGUGGUUUUUGUUUUUGUUUGUUUGUUUGUUUGUUUUGCAGGGGGCCCCCAUCCAGGGGGCACAGAACUUGGCGUGAAUGCGAUCAAGCAAAAUAAAUAAAUAGUAAAUAAUAAUAAUAAUAAUAAUAAUAAAAUAAAAAUACUGGUUAAGUCAAGUAUUUAUGGAUUACUUAAUAGCUUUUAUCAUUUAUGUCAUUGUGCUUUUUGCUGGUUAGUGUUUUGACACCGUGCUGUAUACUAUGCAAAACCAUUCUAAAUAGAGAAUGGGUUUACUUUCUUAAUUUGAUUGGCCCCACCUCAACAGAUCUUUACAUCUACAUCAACAUAUAAAGUAUGGAGAUUUAGACAACAGAGUUUAAAAGUUUAAAAGAGAACUAUUUUAUUCCAACCAUUAAUCACUCUGGACUCAACAGGUCCGCAGUAGUGUCAAUGGUUGACACAUUAGCCAAUCAAAUUAUUCUAUUUGGUGGGCGUAAUAUAUUGGGGAUGUCAAGGUCUUCUCAGCUCGUACUGCAGGCCUUUCUUCCUAACCACUCUCUGGGUUUGUUGAUGUAAUAUGACGGUAAUGUUAGCAACCUGAGAGGAACAGGGUAAGUAACUUAGUACACUUCGCUAGGUCUUCUGUUCACCCAAAACACGUUUUGCUGCUGUUAAACAAUACAUGAUUUAAAGCAUUUAUCUUGUCUCAUGACAUUGCUUUGAUAAAAAAAAACUUGUUUGGUUGUAGGCUGUUAUUGUUGUAAAAAAAUAACGAAGGUUGUGCAAGAAGCUGCUUCAAAACAACCUAGCUAGCCACAGUAUGUAAACCAUGCCUUUCCUCAUCCCCUUUUUGUUACAAAACGCUUGAAAAUUCGGUGUUUAAGCGUUUAAAGGCCAAUGCCCCCCGCCCACACACACACACACACACACACACACACACACACACACACACACACACACUCUCCAAACUGGUUAACUCCAAAAGACAAAUCGUCAUUGAAAACAGUCUUUUAUUGGAUGCUACAUGCAAAAAGGAACUCUCAAGUGAUGUAAAUAAAUAAUAGCACGGUGGGGCCCCCUGCAUAGUGACAGCCCUAGAAUGCUUGUGCCACGGGUCACCCUGGUUUGGUUGUUCCUCUCCCUUUCUUCUCUCUCUCUUUCUUUUGUUUUUUUUCUUGUGAUGAAAAAUUAUGGAAAAUAUGCUUUCUUGGAGAUCAUUUGGAAAUUUGGUAAAAAAAAAAAAGAAAAGGAAAAAAAAAGCGUUUUGUCUCAUUCCUGCUUUGAGCACAUAUAUCGCCAUGGCAACCUGAUUAAAGCUGAGGUUGAUGGGUUUUUGUUUUCUGCACUUUGUCAAAGUAUUGAAGGGUUCAUUUAUUUAGUAUUACUAGUGGUUCCUUGACGAUUUGAUGUGCUGACCUUACAUGUGCUGACCUUACAACCCACAUCAGAUACUGACAGAUUUUUAUACACAUACACACAAAGACACACCCAAUAUACGCACACACCAGUUAUAGUUUUUUUCUUAAGUGUUUCUGCUGAUUGUCUAGCAGACGGACUGGAGAGCUCCAUUUUGCGGAGAUUAGCUGUGUGUGUGUGUGUGUGUGUGUGUGUGUGUGUGUGUGUGUGUGUGUGUGUGUGUGUGUGUGUGUGUGUGUGUGUGUGUGUGUGUGUGUGUGUGUCAGGGAAAGGAGCUUGCUCCACACUAGUUUGAAUGUGUUGGUAUUUUUGAAUAGGAGCGUUUGCAUAUGUGGAUUGUACAGGCCUUGUCACUUCUAGGCUCUUCUCCUUUCUUAACUCUAUAUAAUGAUGAUUCUUUGGCACAGACAGACAGACAGACAGAAGUCUCCCAGAGUGAGAUAAGAUGUCUUUCUCCUUUGAGGAACAGAUUACGCUCAACCAUUUUUAAUUUCACAUCAGAGACCUCCGCAGCGUCGCAUCGAACACUCGACUUGGGACGUGAUGCACUUGACAAUGUUGCCCGGGCGGCUUAGUGUCUGCCUCGUGUGGGCUGAGUCAUCUUCCAUUUAGUUUCGUCAUUACAGACAAUGUGUGAGGCUUCAUCUGGAGACCGACACUGGCGUCUGGGCUUCAGAAACACCCCACAACUGCAGCACUAAAUAGAGGACUUUUAUCCAAACAACAAUCUAGUUAAGAACAAAGGAUCUCUAUAUCUCCAGCGCACCACUAUUUACAGUAAGCAUUCAUGUCCAAAAUGACGUUAGUAAUUUUCACUUUUCAAUAUCUGAUGAAUGGAAUGGCGUGGAAAAGUAACUUUCCUUUUCGGAGCAACACUUUGUCCUCUUUCCUCUUUGGCACUUCAAGUAUUUUUAUGCUGCCAUUGCUUCGAACUGACUCCGAGCGUACGCUCUGUCUCUCUCGCUCACACACUCCUACAGAAGAACCACGCAGACACGUACCCCCCCUCACAGACGACACGUGGUGCUGGAGGUGAUCAUCAUGGGGCUGAUUGUUACUGAAUGAGUUGCUCCAUUCGUACCUCUCCUCCUUCUGAUCUAUGUGUUUAAUACUGUAAAUAUGUAUUUGAAAAUGCAAUCUAUUUUUAUAAUUUGUUGGAAAGAAACUACGUGUGAAGUAACAUGCUCACUGUGGAGUUUUAGUGUUGAGUUUCGGUGACGAGGCGGAGGAGACAAACGGAGGACUGGAAGUGAAGGUAGCUUUGGAGUAAAAAAAAUAAAAAUCCUUUUUUAUUUUUGGUUCUUUUUUUUUUUGCUUGAUUAUUUUUCCUGUUUUCUGUUUUGUUUUUUGAUGAUUUUUACCUGUUAGAGGAAACCGAUGGUUGUUGCAAUAUAAAAAAUGUGUUAUUAAAAAAUUCUGAUGAUGAAAA